Messenger RNA from Mauremys reevesii (Reeves's turtle), 4180 nucleotides. RefSeq names its product SH3 domain containing 19 (gene SH3D19). The coding region runs from base 419 to 3622 and encodes 1067 amino acids. The record is from RefSeq and is a predicted model, not a curated record. Gene Ontology annotation, molecular function: protein binding. NCBI's taxonomy places the organism in Eukaryota, Metazoa, Chordata, Testudines, Geoemydidae. The transcript has 21 exons.
AGUGCCAGGCAGCAGUGGAGUUUCCUGUUGACACCGGAAUAUUGUGAAUGGGCAGGAAAAGCAAACGCGACCUUCUUUCAUUUUCCUUUAACUUUCCCUUCCCUCCCAACCUGGUUGUGUGGGUGCGCCUCUCUCUCCUCCCAACCUGCGUCCGGCUGAGCCUUGCAGGGGAAGGGAGGAGAGGAAAAGGCCCAAAGAGGAUCCUCCACGCCUAGGCUUAAACUUCAGAGAAGCGGGAGGCGGAGUGAAAAGGAGCGAGAUUUGCAGGGAGUUGCCGGGGCAGAGGAGAGGUGCAGGUGCAGAGUGGGGCGGCUCGGAAGGGCUGCUCACUCCCUGAGCGAGACAAAGAACCCCCCGGUCGCGCGCUCGGGCAUGGGGGCGCCUGCUUUCUAAAUGCCCCCUCCUGCUCCCCUCGCUGAUGGCUGAAGCCUGGAGGCUGGAGGACGAGGAAGAGGAGCUGAGGGAGUUCGGCAGAAGGCACAGAAGGGGGAACCUGAACUCUGCAGCAGAUCGCUCUGAAAGAAAUAAACCAGACUGCCGUUCCUCAGGCCAAGGACCCCUGUCAUCCAUUAGAGCAGCAAUCAAGAGAACUUCUCGGACUUCUUCUCAUACCGAAAAUCAGAGAGAGAGAAGACGUCCUGAGAUUACAAUAGUUGCUGCUGAGCCUCUCAGACCAUCCUCCUGGUUUCCAGGUGGAAAUAUCACUCCACAAGGAUUAGGAUUCCCUCCUCCUUCCCAGACUAACUGGAGGACAAAUGAGCUUGUUCCAGCUGAGCUUCCACCAUCUUAUGAGCAGGUGAUAAAAGAAAUUAACCAAGUGCAAGUCAAUACAACAAAUAACAAUAAUGCUGCUGCUUCUAGAUGCACUGCUACGUGUGCAACACAGACUGACUUUCCAGAGGAAAUAAUCAGCCAUUUGCCAAGAAGUAAUGUAAAAAGCAACCUACCUACUCUCUGUGAAUCUGAAAUUGUUCCAGUGCAACGUCCUCUCAAACCUCCCAGACCUCUCUUAAAUAGCAAUCCUUCAGAAAAUGAGGCUCCCUUAGUUGUCUCUGAAGCGUCUGAAGAAUGGAAGUGCCAAGAAAAUCCCAGUAAUGUGACAGGUCCACUGCCAAAACCAAGAUCAAAAGGCAAUCUCAAACCUGUGGUCAGAGAUAGUCAAAGCAAAUCACAAGACAAUCAGGAAGAAGUGAGCCAGCCUCGAGCUGAAAGGGAGCCAUCUCCAAGUCAGCCAGUGUCCCUCUUAGAUAAUAGCUUAUUGGACAGUCACAUGGUGAUGAACAGUAUGAAUACAGAAAAAAGCCAAAAUAGUAUUGGUUCAAGGAUCAAAGCUUUUGAAUCCCAAGCAAAUUCUGAUAUCUCAGGAUUAUCAAAGAAACCAGAAAUUGCUCCACGGUCAUUUGUCCCAAGAGCAACUGUUUCUGCAAAGAAGCCAAUAAUAGCUCCAAAACCAGAGCUAGGGGCCAGGAGAGCUUCGGGAGAGUUAGGUUCAUGGACAGAAAAUACACAAAAAGCUACAUCCAGGAAAUGGCACCCUCAACCUCAAGAAGCUGGGAGUAAUGUCAUAACCAAACCUGAAUUGCCAAAGAAACCAAAACCUGGCCUUGUAAAAAGUACUAGUAAUGAUUUGCUUGAUGCAAGGAAUGGGUCAGCUUCAGAGAACAAUGAUGGACAGAAGAAAUUCCCAGUUCCUGCUCCAAGGCCACUCAUUCCCAAAAAGUCUCUUUCUGUAGAAAGUCCUGCCCCUCAUUCGACCUUACUAAAACCAAUCAUCACUGCUCCCAGUCUCUCGGUAGCUUCGCAAGCAACAGCUUUCAAGUCCCUGAGAGAGUCAUCAACUCCAACCAACCUCUCAACAUGUCCUUUGCAAAGUAAACCAGUUGAGGAAGGAGAUCUUAUCAGUUUUGAUGAUGACAUUUUGCCCGCUAGUUCAGUUAGUGCAGUUCAAGAAUGUACCAGUUCUGAAGCAGAUCCCUUUCAAUUCCCCUCCAAAAAUGAGCCUGCAAAGGAACAGACAGUUCAACCAGCUAUAGCACGAAAGCCUACUGUGAUCAGAAUCCCAUCUAAACCAGGGAAAUCUUUAAAUGAAGUUCCACAUAUCCCUCCACCUCUUCCUGCCGAAAAACCAAUUGGGAACACCUCUGGGAUUGUUGCUGGAAAGCCUAGUAAUGCCAAACAAACAAGAAAAGGGGAAUCUGAACAUUCAGAUCCAACAGGCACUUCUUGGACAGAGCCUGUGCUGCCCCCUAGGCCCGUGGAUGGAAAAAUUGUACCAGCUAGACUGCCUCCACCUAAAGGCAUUCCUGGAAGGCCACCUCCACCAAAACACUUUGGAACCAAGACCUCUUCCCAAAAGGACCAUUUUUGCCGAUCCUCGUCUGACCUGACACUCCAUAAAAGACAUGACAUGUUUGGAAUGGGAGUCAAGAGAGCAAAGAGUCAAGUUUUAAAAAAUCAAGACCCAGCAUUACCACCUCGACCUAAACCAGGGCACACUCUCUACAAUAAAUAUAUGCUGCCUGUGCCUCAUGGAAUUGCCAAGGAAGAUUUCUCUCCUAGAAACCCUGGAGAACUCGGCUGCAAGCAUGGGGAUGUUCUUGUGCUGCUGGAGCAGAUCGACAGCAAUUACUUCAAGUGCCAAAAGGGAGGGGAAACCGGCAAAGUGCACUUGUCUCAUAUGAAGAUAAUCACCCGCCUAGAUGAGCGUCUGAAAAGCAAGCAAAAGGAUUCAAACAAUAUUCAGAGGGUUUCUGACAAAAGUGCUCCUCAUGCUGUAGUGCUGCAUGAUUUUCCAGCAGAGCAUGCUGAUGAUUUGGACCUCCAUUCUGGAGAGACUGUUUAUCUUCUGGAGAAAAUAGAUAAUGAGUGGUACAGAGGAAAACUCGGGAAUCGCACAGGGAUAUUUCCUGCCAACUUCGUUAAAGUGAUUAUUGAUGUUCCAGAGGAAGAGAACAGGAAAAAAGUAUUGUUUUCAUCACCAUGUAUUAAGGGCCCGAGAUGCGUAGCUCGGUUUGAAUAUAUCGGAGACCAGAAAGAUGAAUUAAGUUUUUCAGAAGGUGAAAUUAUUCUUCUUAAGGAAUAUGUAAAUGAAGAAUGGGCCAGUGGAGAGCUGAAAGGCACAUCUGGAAUUUUCCCCUUGAACUUUGUGGAAAUUAUUGAAGAUCUGCCUGGAUUAGGUGUAAGAGCACCACUGAAGAACAAGACGGAGAGUUCUGCUUGUCUUUCUCAGACUGAUAGACAUUCUGGAGAGUGGUGUGAAGCACUUCAUGAUUUUACAGCAGAAACCAAUGAAGAUUUAUCCUUUAAAAAGGGAGACUACAUCCAGAUAUUGGAGCAUGUGGACUCAGAGUGGUGCAGAGGGAGACUGAAUGAUAGCGAAGGCAUUUUCCCGGCAGUUUUUGUUCAGACCUGCUCCGCUGGAGUAAAGACAGCACAGUCUCCAGGAUGCAGGAAAGGAAAAGCCAAGGCUUUAUAUGACUUCCAGGGAGAGAAUGAGGAUGAGCUCUCCUUCAAGGCAGGUGAUAUAAUAACAGAGUUGGAACCUGUAGAUGAAGACUGGAUGAGUGGAGAAGUACAAGGCAAAUCUGGAAUAUUUCCCAAGAACUUUGUUCAAGUUCUAUAGGCAUCAUAAGGAUGGAGCCCAGUUCUGCUCACUAGGCAUAUGGAAGCAAAUGCUUAUCUAGCACAAAGGCACAUUAUACUUUAGCAAACAAAGAACUACCAUCUUUUUUGUCACUUGAGUUAUUACUUUGACUAUCAAAUAUGAUUUGCACUAUAUUCUCGAGAAAGAGAACCACAUCAUAGAUAAUAAUUUCCUGAAACACCAACAUUUGCCGUGACAACAAAACUUAGUCAUACUUUGUGAAUGUUCCACAUAAGCUGACAAACAGAAUUUCCACAGGAUUUUUAAUAGUUUCCAGCUAGGGAAAUUAAAUGUGGUACAAUAUCUUACAAAUUAAGUGAACUGCAUUCUAGUAGUUGACCUGAUCUGGUAUUCAUUUAUCCUGCACACAAGCAUAAAUUAAGAUUGUUUAAUAGGCUUUUUAGAAAUGCAUUUAUUUUGCAGAUUUAAGUAUUAUAUUAAAUAUGUAUACCACAUUUUUUAUUUUCAGAUUUCACUACUGCUUGAGUUAAUAUCCUCAUUAGCAAUAAAAAGCAGUUUUAGGAUUGAGAGGAUAAA